GCCACGCCCCCUCCCCCGCCAUGCCGGCUCCGGCCGUGCGGGCGGUCUCGUUGGGUUUGCGGCCUUACGAAGAAGCGUUGCGGGUUCAGCAGCGCUGCGUGGCGGCUGCGCGGGCGGCUCGGGGCCCUCCUCCACGUCCUCCAUUCGAAUGCGUGGUGCUGAGCGAACCCGCAAGGCCCGUAUACGCGUGGGGGCUGCGAGGUGCCCCGACUGAGAGAGAGGCGGAGCGGCUGCGGGCGGCCGGCGCGGGGUUGGCGGCGGUGCGGAGGGGCGGCAGCGUGACGUUCCACGGGCCGGGGCAGCUGUUGGCUUUCCCCGUGUUGGAUCUGAAGGCGCGGGGAAUUCAGCUGCGAGGCUUCGUGGAGAGGUUGCAGGACGUGGCGGUGCGGCUGUGCCGGAGGGUCGGGGCGAUGAGUGCCGCCGGGCGACCGCCGCCUUACACCGGAGUGUGGGUGGGGGAAGGCAAAGUGUGCGCCGUCGGGGUGCACUGUGGGAACCACAUCACCUCCCACGGGCUGGCACUGAAUUGCUGCACUGACCUCUCCUGGUUCGAGCACAUCGUGCCCUGUGGGCUGGAGGGGACGACGGCCACUUCACUGAGCCACGAAUUGGGCCGCCACGUCACCGUUGAGGACAUCCUUGAGCCUUUCCUUGAGUCCUUCCAGGAGGUCUUUGACUGCACUGUGGUGUUUUCUGAGGAGCCCAGGGACUGAGAAGGUGCAGGGUGAUGGAAAGAGUCCCAUCCCGCCAGUGCCGGAGCACACAGAUGGUGUGGGAUGGUUGGAGGCUGUCCCCAAUGCCACGUUGUCACCAUGCCACGUCUCGCUGCUGAGAUGCUGUGGGGAAAAAAAGGCCCUUGUUAGGACCAGGGGUGGACCUGCAGAACUCAGGUCAUGUCCUCAGCAAGCACUUUAGUGGUUUGAAUUCCUCUCUCCUCAAAAAGUCUGACCUUGGAGUGAAUGCUUUGAGCAAAAAGGGAGAGGUGUUGCUUGGUGAAGUGCUCUUAUCUCCUUGCUGCUGUGCAAAAGUCAGUGUUGGUUUUAUAUAAAGAGAGUUGGUGGGAACGUUG
This is a messenger RNA of Tympanuchus pallidicinctus (lesser prairie-chicken), 1069 nucleotides long. It is a transcript of the gene LIPT2, whose product is annotated as lipoyl(octanoyl) transferase 2. Gene Ontology annotation, cellular component: mitochondrion. The coding region runs from base 21 to 713 and encodes 230 amino acids. The record is from RefSeq and is a predicted model, not a curated record. Lineage: Eukaryota; Metazoa; Chordata; Aves; Galliformes; Phasianidae. Gene Ontology annotation, biological process: protein lipoylation. The transcript is spliced from 2 exons. Gene Ontology annotation, molecular function: lipoyl(octanoyl) transferase activity.